Mangifera indica (mango) is the source of this 449-nucleotide messenger RNA. RefSeq lists its product as uncharacterized. The coding region runs from base 50 to 211 and encodes 53 amino acids. The transcript has 3 exons. NCBI's taxonomy places the organism in Eukaryota, Viridiplantae, Streptophyta, Magnoliopsida, Sapindales, Anacardiaceae. The record is from RefSeq and is a predicted model, not a curated record.
CUUCGUCUUUAAACUCAUCGACUCAUAGGAUAGCUUAGCAAGCAUUUAGAUGGCGCCACCUCCUGGUCCCUACUCCGGCACCAGCACUCUUGCUUUGGUGGCUCGUGUUUCGGCUUUCUCAUUUGGGCUUGUUUAUGGCAACAUCAAGCUCAAGUACCUCAAGGCAAAGGCAAGAUCUCACAAGAAAGCUGAAGUAAAGGCUCAUCAUUGAAGGUGAUGGGAUCUAUCUCAUGUUGGGUGAACAUUUGAGUACAGAAAUAAUCUUUAAUGGGGAAUGGUUUUGCAGACCUUGCAGGCUGCUUUUGUCAAUUUUUGUUUUUGAGAGUUAGUCCUUUAAGAGAAACUGCACUUAAUUGGCAGUGACAAUUUUCACUUUCGUAACAAUUUAAUGUUGAAUGAUUUCCUCCUUUGUUUAAAAUAAUAAUCCUCAGUUACUUUUAGGUCCCCAA